Haemonchus placei is the source of this 1441-nucleotide messenger RNA. The record is from the annotation of a GenBank genome assembly. NCBI's taxonomy places the organism in Eukaryota, Metazoa, Nematoda, Chromadorea, Rhabditida, Trichostrongylidae.
AUGUACACAGCGCACCCACUGGAUUCUGAGCGCUACAGCCUUCGAAUACUUCUCCUAAAUAGAAAAGGAGCUAAGUCAUUCGAUGAGCUGAAGACUGUGAAUGGUGUAAUUUGUAAUAGUUUCAAGUAAGCAGCAAAGGCUCUCGGACUAAUGCAUGAUGACUCCCACUACGAAACUUGUCUGAGAGAAGCGGCAGAGUUUCGAAUGCCACGAGAACUUCGAUCACUUUUCAGUAGUAUUUUAUGUUUUUGCGACGUUACAGAAGCGGGAAAACAUAUUUGUAUACAGCUCUGUAUCACACUCUUUUAGAAAUGGGGAAAAGCGUCAUGUGUGUGGCCUGGACGGGUUUGCUUCUAAUUUGCUACCGCGAAGUAGAACUGCAAGCAGUACCUUUAAGUUGAACAUACACGACGGCUGUAGAACGAGUACGAUGACAAGGGAGCCUGUUGAAGCCAGAGAUUUGCAUGACAUUCUCAUCAUUUUUUGGGAUGAAAUUUCAAUGGUUCCUAAGUGGACAUUGCAAGCGGUUGAUAUUUUGUUGAGAGAUAGCAUGCAAAAUGAAUCGCCAUUCGGGGGUAAAGUUAUGGUGGUUGGGGGAGACUUUCGGCAGGUGCUCCCUGUUAUAGAGAGAGGACGACAGGAAGAUUUGGAAAGCGCGUGCAUUAAGAGGUCUCAUUUGUGGCAGCAUUUUGUCACUCAUCAUCUUUCAGUGAACAUGAGAGCUAUAGCAGAUAGUGGAGAGUGGGCAAGAAUGCUGCUACAGAUUGGAGAGGGAGCAUACCCGGAAGAUGAAAAUAGUUUUAUUGAGCUACCUCCAGCGCUAUAUAGUUCGGGAGAUCUUAUACAGGAAAUUUUUGGUGAAGCAAUCUCAGUGAGUGACAUUGCAGAGCUAGCGGAAAAAGCAAUUCUCGCUCCUAUGAACAUACACGUAGCACACAUGAAUGAUCUUGCGCUAGAACGAAUGUCUGAGCAACUGGAAUUCCGAGUUUACAGAAGCAUUGACGAAGUGGAGAACGCAGACCCAGAAGAUGCAUUCACUUGCCAAGUGGAGCACCUAAAUAAGCUGCAACCAGGUGGUAUGCCCCCGCAUGAACUCAGAUUGAAGCAAGGAUGCAUUGUCAUGUUGCUCCGGAACCUUGAUGUAUCCAAAGGCCUUUGUAACGGCACAAGACUUAUUGUGGAUCAGUUUAGCCAAUACGAGCUUGGAUGCCGCUUUGCUACUGGAAUGAGGAAAAAUGAAUUCGUUCUUAUCCCUCGCAUAGGCCUGUAUACAGAUAAAGGGCUUCCAUUCCGCCGACAAUUUCCGAUUCGUUUGGCCUUCGCUACUGCCAUCAACAAGGCUCAAGGCCAUCGAAAGUUGGAGUCUAUUUACCCGCCAAUGUAUUUUCCCAUGGACAACUAUAUGCUGCACUGUCAAGAACUCGAAAUGCCGACUCCGUGA